Messenger RNA from Ziziphus jujuba (common jujube), 983 nucleotides. RefSeq names its product probable NAD(P)H dehydrogenase (quinone) FQR1-like 1. Lineage: Eukaryota; Viridiplantae; Streptophyta; Magnoliopsida; Rosales; Rhamnaceae. The record is from RefSeq and is a predicted model, not a curated record. Gene Ontology annotation, molecular function: FMN binding; NAD(P)H dehydrogenase (quinone) activity. Bases 183 to 794 code for a protein of 203 amino acids. The transcript has 4 exons.
AGAAGCUCCUUAUAAAAAAGAAAAAGAAAAAAAGAAGGCUGAAGCAGGGGUUGGGGGGGUGGCAUAAUUCGCUAUAAAUAGGGGUCCCCCUCUUUGUGCUCCCCUGUCAGCGUUCCAUUCAUCCCCCAAUACGUUUUUGCUCAAAAGCCCAUACACAGAGGGAGAUAGAGAAUCCUCCAUCAAUGGCCACUAAAGUUUACAUUGUUUACUAUUCUAUGUAUGGACAUGUUGAAAAGCUGGCAGAAGAGAUAAAAAAAGGAGCUGCCUCAGUUGAAGGAGUAGAGGCAAAGCUAUGGCAGGUACCUGAAACACUGCCAUAUGAGGUUCUUGGAAAGAUGGGUGCACCCCCAAAGAGUGAUGUACCUAUAAUCACACCUAAUGAGCUUGCGGAGGCUGAUGGGUUGCUUUUCGGCUUCCCAACCAGAUUUGGAAUGAUGGCUGGACAAUUUAAAGCAUUUCUGGAUGCUACUGGGGGUUUAUGGAGAUCACAGCAACUUGCUGGCAAGCCUGCUGGAAUAUUCUACAGCACUGGCUCUCAAGGAGGUGGACAAGAGACUACACCCUUAACAGCUAUUACCCAGCUUGUUCACCAUGGAAUGGUCUUCGUACCUAUUGGAUACACGUUUGGAGCAGGCAUGUUUGAAAUGGAGAAGGUGAAGGGUGGCAGCCCCUAUGGUGCUGGAACUUUUGCCGGGGAUGGCACUAGACAACCAUCUGAGCUAGAGCUGGAGCAAGCUUUCCACCAGGGAAAGUACUUUGCAGGCAUAGCUAAGAAACUUAAGGGAACUGCCUAGUUACACAUUCACUUUAUGUGCCUACUUUGCAUUCUAUACUUGCACACAUUUUUCUAUUCCUAAAUUUGAGUUUCUGUCUUCGUGUUCUCGUAAAGAAUAAUAUAUAUGCACUUUGUUGAAUAUAUAUUUGUCCCAAAUUGUAUCCAGGCAAGGCAUUUGAAUGUUAUUAGAUGUAAGUUUGUUUAGACC